AUGUCGUCGCCGCGGUCCGCGAGCCGGCGCCACGUCGUCGUCGGCGCGCCCAUCUACGAGCAGUCGUCGGUCUUCGGCGCGCACGUCUCCUACGCCGUGGCGUCGUGCACGGCCCAGUCCCGGGGCGCCUGCGUCUGCGUGCGGCGGCGCUUCACGGACUUCCGGGCGCUGGCCGCGUCGCUCGAGCGGCGCUACCCGGGCCUCAAGGGCCACCUGCCCGAGUCGUCCCUGCUCGGCGGCCUCUUCGCCGACCCCACGGAGUCGCGCGCGGCGCACACCGCGCGGCGCGGCCGCGCGCUGACCGCGUGGCUCGACGCCGUCUGCGAGCACCGCUACGCGUCGCGCGACGCCGUCGUCGAGGCCUUUUUGAAGGUCGCGCCCUACGGCGAGUGGGAGCGGCUGCGCGCGGCGCUCCUGCGCAGCGACGAGGACGACGCGCGCGUCGCGUGCCAGACGCUGCGCGCGGCGGACCCGCGGCGCGACGAGGACCCCGCGGGCCCGGAGAAGGCCUGGCGCCAGGCUUUGGGCGGCACGCCCCAGGGCUGGGUGCCGCCCGUCAUCGACGCCGCCCAGCGCGUCGAGACCGCCGCGGCCGCCGCGGCCCGGGCCGCGCGCGCCGUCGCCGACGCGGGCGCCGCGCACGCCGCGGCGACGGGCGGCCUCGCCGCCGCGCUCCGGGCCCUCGCCGACGCGGAGCGCGACGUCUUCCGGGACCACGCCAAGGGCGGGGCCUCGCUGAAGCGCUGCGGCGACGCGCUCGAGGCCGAGGCGGCCGAGCUCGCCGCGCGCGCGGACGCCGUCGGCCGGUGGCUCGGCGCGCCGCUCCACCGCGAGGCCGUCCUCAUCGGCGCCCUGCGCCGCGAGGCGAAGCGCGUCGAGCAGGCCGAGCGGAAGCUCAAGCCCGACGACGACGCGCGGGGCCGCUCCGACUCCGAGUCGAGCCGCUUGGCGCUCGACCUCGACGCGGCCGCGCUCACGCCGCGCUUCGCCGCCGUCUGCCGGCGCGGGGCCGCGCGCUACGCGGCGUCGCGCGCGCCCGCCAAGUCCCGGGGCGCCCUCGCGCGCUGCCUCGACGCCGUCGCCGGCGACGGCGCCUUCGACCGCGCCGCGGCGCUCGCGGUCGAGCCGCCGGCGGGCCGCGACGCGCCGGACGCGCCCCUGAUCGACGCGCUGGCCGCCGCGCUGGCCGCCGCGGGCGUCAGGGGCGGCUCCGCGACGAACCUGAACGCCGAGGCCGCCGACGAGCCCCGGAGCCGGCCGCCGCCGUCGGCGCGCGCGCGGAAGGCCUCGGUCAAAAAGAAGAAGGCAGACCGGCCGUCGUCGGAGCCGAAGCGCGCGUCGCCGCCGCCGCCGCCGCCGCGCCGCGCGUCCGCGCCCGAGCCGCCGGCCGCGAAGCCGCCGCCGCCGCCGCCGCGCCGCGCGACGGCCCAGCCCGCGAACCUCCUCGCGGCCAUCAGCGGCUUCGACAAGUCGAAGCUGGACGCGGCCGACGCGCCCGCGGCGCCCGCGCCGGGCCGCGGCCCGCCGCCCAUGCCCGCGAGCAACCCCAUGGCCGCGGCCAUCGCGGCCCGGCGCGCGUCCAUGAGGAACGCGAGCGACUCGGACUAA
Aureococcus anophagefferens is the source of this 1608-nucleotide messenger RNA. RefSeq lists its product as hypothetical. Gene Ontology annotation, molecular function: phosphatidylinositol binding. The record is from RefSeq and is a predicted model, not a curated record. Lineage: Eukaryota; Pelagophyceae; Pelagomonadales; Pelagomonadaceae. The transcript has a single exon. Bases 1 to 1608 code for a protein of 535 amino acids.